AGUGAGCGCCGUGGUGGAGGCACCCGCUUCCUCGGUGUCCCUGCGGGCCCGGCGCCUGGCUUCAGCUUCUUCCCUCUGUAUCUACGCUUCCCACGCGAGUUCCCCUUAGGCGCACGCCCGGGCUCCCGCAGGAUGGGGGACAACACUAGCCCCAUCAGCGUGAUCCUGGUGAGCUCGGGCAGCAGGGGCAAUAAGCUGCUCUUCAGGUACCCUUUCCAGAGGAGCCAGGAGCACCCCGCGUCCCAGACAAAUAAACCACGUAGCAGAUACGCUGUCAACAACACGGGAGAGCAUGUUGAUGACCAGGAUGGUGACUCCAGCAAGCCAUGUCCUCCAACCGAUGAGCAAUUGGUUGCAGGGUUCUCGGAUGCUAUUCUGGCAACAAUUUUGGCAACCAAAUCUGAAAUGUGCGGCCAAAAGUUUGAGCUGAAGAUUGAUAAUGUACGGUUUGUGGGGCACCCAACACUGCUGCAGCAUGCUCUGGGGCAGGUCUCCAAAACAGAUCCAUCUCCAAAGCGGGAAGCACCAACCAUGAUCCUUUUUAAUGUGGUGUUUGCACUGAGGGCCAAUGCUGACCCGUCAGUGAUAAACUGUCUGCACACCUUGUCCCGGCGCAUUGCUACCGUCCUGCAGCAUGAGGAGCGCCGCUGCCAGUACCUCACACGGGAGGCCAAGCUGAUCUUAGCACUUCAGGAUGAGGUGUCUGCUAUGGCCGAUGCAAAUGAAGGUCCUCAGUCCCCAUUCCACCACAUCCUGCCCAAGUGCAAGCUGGCUAGGGACCUCAAAGAAGCUUAUGACAGCCUGUGCACAUCUGGUGUAGUACGGCUUCACAUUAACAGCUGGCUGGAAGUGAGCUUCUGUCUUCCCCAUAAGAUCCACUAUGCAGCUUCAAGUCUGAUCCCUCCUGAGGCUAUUGAACGGAGCCUGAAAGCCAUCCGCCCCUACCAUGCCUUGCUACUGCUCAGUGACGAGAAGUCUCUACUGAGUGAGCUUCCCAUUGACUGCUCCCCGGCUCUGGUGCGGGUGAUCAAGACCACGUCUGCUGUGAAGAACCUACAGCAGUUAGCCCAGGAUGCUGAUCUGGCCUUGCUGCAGGUCUUCCAGCUUGCAGCUCACCUGGUGUACUGGGGCAAGGCCGUCAUCAUCUAUCCACUGUGUGAGAACAACGUCUAUGUCCUGUCUCCCAAUGCCAGUGUGUGUCUGUACUCUCCACUAGCUGAGCAGUUCUCCCGCCAGUUCCCGUCCCAUGACCUGCCGUCUGUCCUGGCCAAGUUUUCCUUGCCUGUUUCUUUAUCGGAGUUCAGGAGCCCCCUGGCCCCCCCUGCACAGGAGACCCAGCUCAUCCAGAUGGUGGUGUGGAUGCUGCAGCGCCGGCUGCUCAUCCAGCUGCAUACCUAUGUUUGCCUAAUGGCAUCACCCAGUGAGGAGGAGCCCCGACCCAUGGAGGAUGACGUCCCCUUCACAGCCCGAGUUGGUGGCAGCCUCAGCACACCCAAUGCUCUAAGCUUUGGCUCCCCAACCAGCAGUGACGACAUGACCCUCACCAGCCCCAGUAUGGACAACUCCAGUGCAGAGCUGCUCCCCAGUGGGGACUCGCCACUGAACAAACGGAUGACAGAGAACCUGCUGGCCAGCCUCUCAGAGCAUGAGCGGGCUGCUAUCCUCAAUGUGCCCGCAGCCCAAAACCCUGAGGACCUCCGUAUGUUUGCCAGGCUCCUUCACUACUUCCGUGGCCGCCACCAUCUGGAGGAGAUCAUGUACAAUGAGAACACGCGGCGUUCCCAGCUGCUCAUGCUCUUUGACAAGUUCCGCAGCGUGCUGGUGGUGACCACCCAUGAGGACCCCGUUAUUGCUGUCUUCCAGGCACUGCUCACGUGAGCCCAGGUGGCAUGCUGAGUGUGUGGAUGGAAACAACCUCCCCUCUGCUGCAGAGUUCCUGACUGGCCUUAGGGGUAUAGGCAACCCUAGCCUGGCAGAACUGCUCCCUGUGUCGGUCGUCAGUCUGGUCAGAAGCAGCUACGGGGCAACCAUUGUUGGGCUUUGUCUUUUCCCUGAAAUUCUAGCCCAGACCUCAUAUUUACUAUGUAGCUAAGGAUGACCUUGAACUCCUGAUCUUACUGCCCGUCCUCCAAGUGCUAUGACUACAGAUGUGUGCCAUCGAUGUCACUUUUAAAAAAUAUAUUUAUUUAUUUUUAUUUAU
Messenger RNA from Rattus rattus (black rat), 2200 nucleotides. It is a transcript of the gene Nprl3, whose product is annotated as NPR3 like, GATOR1 complex subunit. Gene Ontology annotation, cellular component: GATOR1 complex. Lineage: Eukaryota; Metazoa; Chordata; Mammalia; Rodentia; Muridae. Gene Ontology annotation, biological process: cellular response to amino acid starvation; TORC1 signaling; negative regulation of TORC1 signaling. The record is from RefSeq and is a predicted model, not a curated record.